Molecule: messenger RNA, 3236 nt
Organism: Papilio polytes (common Mormon)
Lineage: Eukaryota; Metazoa; Arthropoda; Insecta; Lepidoptera; Papilionidae
Gene: Dll
Product: homeotic protein distal-less-like
Exons: 8
Coding region: 896-2038 (380 amino acids)
Biological process (GO): regulation of transcription by RNA polymerase II
Molecular function (GO): DNA-binding transcription factor activity, RNA polymerase II-specific; RNA polymerase II cis-regulatory region sequence-specific DNA binding
Source: RefSeq, a predicted model, not a curated record
UUUCCUCCAACCGAUCAUUAAGUGUUUAAAUUCAACGGGAGUUGGUUGUGUCGGAUUUCUUCGGAGGGGAACGCUAUUAAAAUAUCCACAAACAUUAUCUUUAAUUGGACAGUAUUUUGUGCUUGUGUGCGUUCGGUGUUCGGUUUUUUUUCCCGCCAGUGACGAUUCCGUUUUUUCGAAAGCCCUCGAUGACUGUUAUCGUUCGCGUUUAGCGAGCGCCGAUCGUGAGUGAUUUUUUGAUUACCGUAAACGAAAACAUGACUAUUGAUUAAAUUACGUAUCAUACAAUCGAAGAAAUAAAACUGAAGUGACUACAAAAAUGACAUCAGUGACGUGACACGAAAGUUUUAAAAAAAUCGCUAACAAUCGAUAAGAUCCGACGCGAGUACGAAACAAAAUCGAUUUUAAAAAUGAUGCCACGUGCUACGUAAUUGCGAAAUCGUAAUUCACAGAUCGUUAAUUGAUCUGCUAUUAUUCUGUCCCGUUCUCUUUAUCGGCGGUUAUAAUUUUGAUUACCCCUUCACUGUUAUGUCAAAGACAACUCUUUAAACAUAAAUAUACUUCUAAUACUUUUCUAACUUGGUAUUAGAAAAAAAAAAACAAGAAUACAGUGCUAAAGACGAGUGUUUAAAGCUUUUAUUAACAAUCUUUGUGUGACAUUUUGGUGUAAAUAAAACGAAAAAUAAAUUUGUGAGAAAGUGAUGCGGUGUUCAGUUGUCUAAUUUAAAGGAAAUACCGCUCGGCCGGCGGCUGACUACAAAAGGAGCAGUAGAAAUCCCUCAAAAUUACCCGAAUUCAAUCCCCAAACAACAAACCCGGCAACCUGAGUUUCACAGAUCCCUUUGGGCCUCCCCAGUCAUCGGACGGGGGGGGCCCGUCGACCCCGCAGCCCGCGAUGACCACCCAGGAGGCACUGGAGCAUCAGCACCACCACCUGGGAGGCUCGCAAACUCCCCACGAUAUCUCAAACUCGGCUAACUCGACGCCAACAAACGUAUCCUCAAAAUCCGCCUUCAUAGAGUUACAACAACACGGCUAUGGACCGUUUAAAGGUGGAUAUCAACAUCCCCAUCAUUUUGGAAGCCCUGGGGGUCAACAGAACCCUCAUGAGGCAUCCGGCUUCCCCAGUCCUAGGUCCUUAGGCUAUCCUUUCCCACCUAUGCACCAAAACACUUAUGGUUAUCAUAUAGGGUCCUACGCUCCGCAAUGUGCCAGUCCGCCUAAAGAUGAAAAAUGUGGUCUCUCCGACGACCCCGGUCUACGGGUGAACGGGAAAGGCAAGAAGAUGCGGAAACCUCGCACCAUCUACUCCAGUCUGCAGCUUCAGCAGCUCAACAGAAGGUUCCAGAGGACGCAGUACCUCGCACUGCCAGAGAGAGCAGAGCUCGCGGCGAGUUUAGGGUUAACUCAAACGCAGGUUAAGAUAUGGUUCCAGAACCGACGCAGCAAGUACAAGAAGAUGAUGAAAGCGGCGCAAGUGGGCGCGCCGCCGCCCAGCCUCGGCAUGCCGCCUGGUAGCCCGCCUAGCAAUAACCAAUUACUACACGGUGGCGGCGGCAGUUCUAGCGGAUCGCAGCAUUCACCGUCGGCGUACCAGAGCGGGGCUCAGGCACAUUCGCCGACGCCGAGCUCGACGCCCGUCUCCGAACUCUCCCCGGGUCUCUCGCCCACAGGCACGUGGGACGUCAAACAACCGCCCCAGCCCGCCUGGGAUGUCAAGGUUGGAUAUCCGAAUGCGGGUCGAUCGCCGGACGGCACCUCAUGCGACAUCAAGCCUCCACACCAGCAGUCGUGGGACCCAAGAGUCGGCUAUGGCGCGCCACCUGGACCUUGGGACAUGAAGGGCGCGCACGCCGCGCACGCACUGCACCAUCAGGCGGCACCGCAACCGCACCCGCCCUAUGUGCCACAGUACUCCUGGUACCAGCCUGAUGCCAACCCUGGACUCCUCACUGAAAACGGUCUUGCGUUAUUCCAUCGCAUGGGCCUCAGACCACAAUAUUUGGGACCACAUGAACAGAACAACUAUGACAGCUGAGGAAUUUCGACUUUUAGUUAAUUGUAGCACAUUAUAUCUAGCCAACUAUACUUUAUGUAACUAAAACGUGAGAUAAAGGUUAUAAUGGCAUGCAUAUGUAGGUCGCGUCGCUCAGAAUUUCAAUAGUUAUGAACGAAAUUUUACAAAGCAAUUUGACCUCAAUAUCAUUGACGGUCGAAUAGGUUGAUGCGUUUUAUUGCAUAAAGAGAGGUCGUUAUUAUGACUUAUAUAUAUGGACUCUAGUACAAUUACUAUCUAUUUGUCUAUGGAACUAAAAGAAUUUUAGCAUGUUCGUGUAAAUAAAAAAGUACAAAUGUUUAUGGUAGGGAUUUUAUUAGAAUUACGUCCUUUCUUGAUUUGCUGUAAUCAAUUUAUUAAUGAAAGAAAUUGUUUGUCAACAGGGUUUGGCCCGCAGUGUAACAGCCAUCGGACAAACAGACGAUAAAUAAAUAUAAUGCAAGUAUAGUUCACAAUGGCGGGAAAGCGAAAUAAAGAGCGUUCACUCGGCGCCAUAUUUAAUUUUAAAACUAUGUAUCGGCACAACCAACGUUAAAUUAAGGAAAUUAUUUAAUAGAAUUAUAAUUGUACAUUUUUUUAUAUUUAAAAUAAUGCGUUAUUGUUUAAAAUGGUUACUGUACAUGUUAUAAACUAUAAUAAAUCGAUAAAUAAUUAGGUAUGAAGUUGACCAAAUUUGGACGAACUACUUUUCUGUUCUGUUCGUUAUUAAAAACGCUAAAAUAAAUAACCUAUUUUUUUUUCUUUAUAUAAAUAUGCAUGCCACUAUAUCCCGACAAAAAUCACUACAUUCCUUUUGAUUAAAGUCUUAUAUAUCUUAUAUUGUACAGCAAUAUGUAAAUGGAAAAAAAAAUACAGACGAAUUGAGUACCUCCUUCUUUUGGGAAGACGGUCAAAAAAAUGUCUCCUUUCCUUUUUAUGUAUAGACAUUUUUUUAUAAUUCUUUACAUUUAUGUUUACGUGAUUACGGCAUAAAAUUUAUUGAUCUAAUGAAUAUUCUUGCCAUUACUUAAAUGUCCUCAAAUUGUAAAGGAAGCUUGUAUAUUUAAUGUUAUCGAGCGUGAAUAAAACAAUCUCCCUAAUGCAAUUUUGUGUUGUACUAAAAAUUCGUUUAUAAUAUCAAACUCUAGAAUAAAUGUAUUUUGAUUUAUUAUGAAAUAUUUAAUAUGCAAGCUUUAAAUGA